CGGCCACCCAUCCCUGGUGCCCGCUUCUUCACCCAAGCCCGGGGACGCCUGUCUUGCCACGAACAAAGCCCGCCUUUAUCAACCAGAGCCCCGCCUUGAGUCGGACGAGCCAAAAUUCUUCCCCCCCCAUUCAAGAAAAAAAAUAUAUUCCCCCUUCCCUUCCUAGGACCCUGACUGCGAGCGGUCGUCCCUGAAUCUCCCCGGAAAAUGGAGGACGUGCAGCUCCAAAUGCAACAGCCCUGGCUGCUGGAAAAGACCUACCACCGCCCCCAGCACUCCGACUCCGCCGCUACUACUCCCGACCUCGAUGACUCGGACAGGAUUCGCUUACAGCCUUCAUCACCGUCCGCCCUCCCUGACUUGGAUUCUUCAGAAGUCAUGCUCCAAGACCGCUACCUCUCCUCCGAGGAGGAUCUCUCGCCCACCGACGCCGAGUCAGGCGACAACUUCGACGACAUCGAGGACGAGGAGCCUGUCAUCAUGGACGCCUCUGCCGUUCCCACCACACCAAUUGCCGCAUCGGCAGGCCCGAAGCCCUGCAACCUUGCCACUGCCGUCUCAUACGUCUCUGCUGGCCGCGCCAAGGUCGUUGACGUGGCCGAGCUGGCCACCAUACGGGAGCGGACAUACAGUGUGCCUGCCGUCGCCAAUGCCGUCCCCAUCCUUCGUUCUCCAGUCCCUCGCAUGUCGAGGCUAUCAUUCAGCGAGCACAGGCAGCCGGUGUCUGCCGACAGGGCCUCGUUCCUGCACACUCAGAACUCGCCCAAGUUGAUGACCAUUGAGAGGAAUAGGCGCAAGUCAUCGGCGCCCAGCGCCCUGCGCCCGCCUCUCACGAGAUCUCCGCUCUCCUACGAUGCUGCUUCGGCGCCGCCUAUUCCCUUGACGCCCUCGACGGGCUCUCUGCGCUCCCAGGUCAGGAUCAACAGGCACUACAGCAUGGCCACCCCGCCCUCUCACAUGCUCGACAACAACCGCCCGAAGCUGCAGAGGUCCACGACCGAUUUCCGCAGCCAAUUGACGCCUACGCCCGAGCUCUCUCCCUCCCGCUCUCCCUCGCCGGCCGUGACCGAGUCUGAGCUCGAGGUGCUCACCCCUCCCUCGCCCAUUGCCGAGACCACUGCGCGUCCCUCUUCCGCGCGCUCCUCAUACUCGCAAAUCUCGCGUUCGAAACGCGCCUCGACCAUCCACGCCAGGCAACGCUCAGGAUCCAUGCAGCUCCCGCGCUCCAACCUUUCGUCGUCGCCAACGGCUCCGCCAAUGCCUCUGGGCGCGCCUGCUUUCCUCAACUCGGAUCCCUUCGCCAAGAAGGAAUCGCCCAAGAAGGAAGAGGACAGCAGCAAGCCGGCGCACAGGCGCCUGCGGAGCAUCUCGAGGACGCUGUCGCUCGCCAAGAUCGCCGUUCUGCCGCAGGGCAAGCGUGGCAACAAGAACAAGAGCAAGAGCAUCAUCGGCAAGGAUAGCUUUGACAUCCUCUCGCCUAUCUCGCCUAUGACGAACCCGGCCGGCGUGUCUGCGCCCAGCCCCAUGAUGCCGCCCACGCCCAUGACGCCCGGCUCGCCUUCGACCCCCGCCUCGUCCACCAUGUACAGCCCGCGCUCGAGCUCGCGCAUGAGCGAGUCAUCGCGCUCGGGAAGCAUUGGCGAGUCCUACUACCCGAGGCCCAGCACGGCGAACCGCAUCAAGAUGGAGGCGCGCGGCGCCGCCGAGCGGGCGCCCGUGUUCGAGCUGCCGCCGUUCCCCGACGAUUCCGAGUACCAGUACCCUCCGCGUCGGAGGCUGACCAAGAGGAGGAGCAUGCUCGGCGUGGCAUAAGGGCGACCAAACCCACACGACGAGACGAUCACCGCGCCUUCGGAGCGCCAAUCAGUUACAUUCUUGCGGUGGUCUUGUACAGCACCCCGC
This is a messenger RNA of Aplosporella prunicola CBS 121167, 1902 nucleotides long. RefSeq lists its product as uncharacterized. NCBI's taxonomy places the organism in Eukaryota, Fungi, Ascomycota, Dothideomycetes, Botryosphaeriales, Aplosporellaceae. The transcript has a single exon. The coding region runs from base 208 to 1812 and encodes 534 amino acids. The record is from RefSeq and is a predicted model, not a curated record.